Molecule: messenger RNA, 1053 nt
Organism: Leptopilina heterotoma
Lineage: Eukaryota; Metazoa; Arthropoda; Insecta; Hymenoptera; Figitidae
Product: G patch domain-containing protein 11
Exons: 3
Coding region: 166-918 (250 amino acids)
Cellular component (GO): kinetochore
Molecular function (GO): nucleic acid binding
Source: RefSeq, a predicted model, not a curated record
GAGAAUAAAGACAUAACCUUAAAUACAAUUUGUUGUAAUUUGUAAAGGUUGUUAUAAAAUGUAUAAAUAGUUUUUCUCGUUUUCAUUGACAAAAAUAAAUGUCAAAGGUUAAAAUUUAGUAAUCAAGGUUUAAUAUUAAUUAACUAAUUAAUUAAAGUACUAAUCAUGUCAGACGAGGAGGAUUAUAUGUCUGACAAAUUCUUGCAAGAGUGCCAAAAAUAUGUAGCACCAAGUUUAAUAUUUCGUCCGGAGGAUAAACGAGAAAUGGAACUAAUGAAAAAAAAAGCGGAAAUAGAAGCAAGAUUAAAGGAAAGAAAACCCGUGAAAGUGAUCGAAGAAGAGAAACGAGAAGAAGGACUUUCCUCCGCAAUAUCCAGUGACAAUAAAGGUUUCGAAAUGCUAAUGAAAAUGGGAUACAAUCCAGGAAAGGGUUUGGGAAAAACAGAGACUGGCAUAUCAGAACCAAUUGGAGUUGACGUAAAAAAUAAUAGACACGGCCUAGGCAAGGAAAAAGUGAUGAAAAUAAAAAAAAAUACAAAUCCAAUUGCGAAUUUAGAAAAAAUGAAUGCCGACGAAUUUCGUAAGCGAAUAGCCGAUAAAAAAGCUGAGCAAGUCGCCGCAAUGGAUUUGCGUAAGAGUCAAAAAAUUUGCGAACAACUUGAUAUUCGAUGUAAAAUUGAGAAAGCAGUGGAAAAUUGGUUUUGGUUUCCAAAAGAAAAGGAGGGCAAAGAAUUUGAGGAGAGCGAAAGUAGUGAGGAGGACGAUGACGACGAGACACUUCGAGAUAGUGAAAAAUUAGAAAUUCUCACCAAAUAUUUACGUGGAAAAUAUUUUUAUUGCAUUUGGUGUGGCGUUGCCUAUGAUAAUGAGGACGAUUUGAGGGAAACUUGUCCCGGAAAUACGAGGAGUGAUCACUAAUUAUUUCCACAUAAAAAAAUAUUUAUCAAAUUUUCCCCUAUUUUUCUAUUUCUUUUUCAUAACUAGUUUUUUUACAAGAUUAAGUUCUUGUUCUUUAAAGAAUACUUUUUUUUCUUUAACAAGAAAUUUUCUAUG